Messenger RNA from Priapulus caudatus, 1708 nucleotides. Its product is annotated as protein FAM151A-like. The coding region runs from base 17 to 1534 and encodes 505 amino acids. The record is from RefSeq and is a predicted model, not a curated record. NCBI's taxonomy places the organism in Eukaryota, Metazoa, Priapulida, Priapulimorpha, Priapulimorphida, Priapulidae. The transcript is spliced from 8 exons.
CGAAAUCUCUACACAAAUGGUGAUGUGGCUGCUUGGGUUUACCAUGAUCGUCGGCACCUUCACAAUGUCUAGAGGAGCCACGAACACCGACGCUGACAUACUAGAUGUCUAUCCAUCCAGUAAAGGUGAUGGAAUCAAUGUAGUCUGGGCUCAUGCUGUCAACAGUGAUGCCACACUGACUGACGCUCUCUCAGAUGAGGCAGUGAUGAUGCUAGAAGCUGAUGUUAUCUUGCGCGAAGGCACCAACAUUCCUGUCAUGGCUCAUCCGCCUGCUGUCGAUAGCAACCUCACCCUAGAAGAGUGGCUGCUUCGUACGGUAGUCACUGAUAAGGGUAUGAAGUUGGAUUUCAAGCAGAUAGACGCUCUAGAUCCGGCCAUGGACAUGCUGGUGAAGAUGGAUAAAGACCUGCACGCCCCCUUGUGGAUAAACGCUGACAUAGUCUCGGGACCCAACAACCUGAAUGCCCCUGUGGAUCCUGUACAGUUCAUCGGGACAGCCGUGAGCAAGUUUCCACGCAUGGUGUUAUCUCUGGGCUGGACGACGUUGUACGUUUCCGGCGGUGAUGCGUACACGUGGAGGAUGAUGCUGGAUAUGAUGAAGCUUUGCUACGGUCUCCAGCAAGCCGUUACCUUCCCCGUCAGAGCCGUAUGGGCGCACUCCUCGUACGAUAAGUGGUUGUGGCUUACUCAGCUACGCCCCGACUUCACCGUCACUGUCUGGCACGGUGCCAACGAUCCCGUCAACGUCGACGGACUCGUCAGCCUCCGUCGCCAUGGCGACCCACGACGCAUCUACUACGACUUGCCACCCGAUCUAAAAAAGGAGUUUCUAGACGCAUUAGAGGAAGGGAACGUUACGCCGGGAGCAGGUGGGCUUCCCUACACGUGGAACUCCACCUACUGGCAAGUCUUCCCCGCGGAGCCCUCCCACGAGAUCUACAUGACAGAUAUGAACGUCGUGCUAGCUGGAGCUGGAUCGGACUCGGCCUCAUUAAACUACAGCGGAUCACUCGCCCACGUGGCGAGCAUCACCGGCCGCGUACGCUUCCUCAGCAACGACCUGCCCGGUAACCCCGGCGACGAGGUCGAACGAAGCUACGUUGCCGUGACGAUGGUCAUCGCCGACCACAUGCUCGUCGUCGGGUUCAACGACAAGGGUUUCGUCGAGAUACGGACAGAGGGCGCCGGCGGUGACGUCACGGUCGUCGCCUCCCACCAGGACGUCGCGUUGACAAGCGACUGCGUCAGCUUCGAGGUCGCGAUCGCCGGGAAACAAGUGAGCGCCACGUCCACGGUCGUGCGUUGCCGUGACGCCGCAGAUACCCCCGACAACGCCGGGGCGUCUGCUAGCGUGAUGUCACCGCUGGGCGGGGAGACGGUCGCUAAGCUGAGCGUGAGGAACACAGACGCUUGGCACGAUGCGCUCGUCGAGGACCUGACGGUUUCUUCUCGCAGCUCUGCCGGCAGCUUGCUCCCCGUUACCGUGGCAACGUACCUGUUGAUGACGAUGGUCGUCGGCUGUUCAGUUGUGUAGGUCACGUGACACAUCACACCGAAUAAGCAAUGUUUUCACGCCAUGGAUUAAAGAUAGAUAACCAUUAGGAACUAUCGUAUUCUUGUGUUUCAAUUUUCACGAAUACACGUGAACUCCAUUCUUUCUUUUUAAGGUCAGUACAUGAAAACAAAUGAAUAAAACGUGAUCACCGUA